CUUCCCUCCGACAACACCAACCAAAUAAAACCAAAAACUUCUCCCGCACACCAGAGCUGCCCUUCGUGCUAAACAAUGUGGCUUCUAAUCCCCACCCUCUUCUUCCUCCUCUCCGUCACCAUCACUCCCGCCGCAUCCUGGCGUCCGUGGCCUCAUCUCUUCCCAAACACCUCCAUCUCCUCCCACACCUCGCCGGAACCCUACCCCGACCUAACCGAUUCAAAGAAAUACGAAGGAUCAUCGGAGUUCGUCCAUCUCCGCUACCACAUGGGCCCUGUUCUCACCGCCAACAUAACCGUCCACCCGAUUUGGUACGGCAUUUGGUCUCCCUCGCAGAAACACGUCAUCCGCGCUUUUAUCCGCUCCAUUGCCCCCACCCACCCUUCUUCCGUCCCUCACCCCUCCGUCUCCGCUUGGUGGCGCACCGUCCGCCUCUACACCGAUCAGACUGGAUCGAACAUCACCGCCAUUGUCCGCCUCGGUGCUGAGAAGAACGAUCGGUUCUACUCCCACGGCAAGCAACUCACCCGUCUAUCCGUACAAUCCAUCAUUCGCACCGCUGUUACAGCCCGCACUCGCCCCCUCCCGAUAAACCCUCGCGGAGGAUUAUAUCUCCUUCUCACCUCAUCCGACGUCGGGAUGGAUGAUUUCUGCGGCAAUGUGUGCGGAUUUCACUAUUUUACAUUCCCUUCCGUGGUUGGUUACACGCUGCCGUACGCCUGGGUGGGUAACUCCGGCGGUCGGUGCGCGGAGGUCUGCGCUUACCCCUUCGCCAUCCCGACUUACGUACCUGGUCGGCGAGCCGAGCGCGCGCCGAACGGAGACGUGGGGGUGGAUGGAAUGGUUAGUGUGAUCGGGCAUGAGUUAGCUGAGAUGGCAUCGAAUCCCCUCAUCAACGCGUGGUACGCUGGUGGUGACCUCCCUACAGAGAUCGCUGAUUUAUGUGAGGGAAUCUACGGGACAGGCGGCGGCGGAUCGUACACCGGCCAGCUUCUCGUAGACGGCCGGAGCGGCGGGGCUUAUAACCUCAACGGCGUCGGCGGGACCAAGUUCCUUGUACAGUGGAUUUGGAACCCGUAUCUCAAGUAUUGCAACGGACCCAACGCACUUGAUCUAUGAAAUGGCUGCAUCAAUCUAUCUAUCCAUGGCGGACUCGGAAGAAGGAAACAAGUAAGAAAAAUGGCGAAAUAAAAGAAAUAGAGUCUUUUGAGUUGCUCUUUUGCUUAUUCAGAAUAUUUUGCUUUCUUUCCUCCUGGUUCUUGCUUCCCUUGCAUUGGGGAAGCGGAGGACUAAAGAGGAAAUCAAGCGAGCUAUAAUCUUGAUUCCAUUACCAGCAUUAUUUUUGCUUUUGUACAGUAGCGGGCUGUAGAAGCCCUGUAAUAGCGUCUCUGUGUUGCUGUUGCAGUGAUUCAUCACUUGUUAGUUGCUUUUGUU
Messenger RNA from Phalaenopsis equestris, 1434 nucleotides. RefSeq names its product protein EXORDIUM-like 3. NCBI's taxonomy places the organism in Eukaryota, Viridiplantae, Streptophyta, Magnoliopsida, Asparagales, Orchidaceae. The record is from RefSeq and is a predicted model, not a curated record.